AUGAGUGGCGAUGAGGCAACGGUGGCGGGGCAGUUAAUCACAGAUCAGGUAAUGCAGUUUGUUGAGCCACGUGGGCAGUUUGUGAAGGACUCAAUUUGGCUGAUUAAAAGAUGCACCAAACCUGAUAGAAAAGAAUUCCAUAAGACUGCCAUGGCAACAGCAACAGGAUUUGCUAUAAUGGGAUUCACUGGCUUCUUUGUGAAACCGAUUGAUACGCUUUUUAAUAACAUCAUUGUUGGUGGCUGAGCACCUUUUUGGAAGAAUCUGUUGUUCAUCUUGGGGACCGAUGAACAAGUGAGGGUUUGAGAAACUCAGUGAGCAAAAAUUUGCUUAUAUAUUUUGUUUUUCUUUCAUUUUUUUCUUCAAAGAUGUUUCUAUUUCUAAAAUAAUUUCAUAAUUAAAAAAAAAAAGUCUAGCAUUGGUAUAAGGAUAGACAUGGCAUAGAACUGAGAGGCCAGAAAUAAAGCCAUACAUCUAUGGUCAACUGAUUUUCGACAAAGGUGACACAUCCAUCCAACAGAGAAAAAGUAGUCUCUUCAAUAAACAGUGCUGGGACAACUGGAUGUCUACAUGCAAAAGAAUGAAGUUGGACCCAUACUUCAUACCAUAUAUGAAAAUCAACUCAAAAUGGAUCAACAAUCUAAAUAUAAGAACUAAAACCAUAAAAUUUUUAGAACAAAACAUAGGGGUGAUGCUUAAGGACCUAAUUUUCCACAAUCGAGUCUUAAGAUACGACACCAAAAGCACAAGUAACAAAAGACAAGAUAGAUAAAUCAGUCUUCUUCGGAAAAUACAAAAGCAAGUUCUUAUUGUAAGUCCCUCCAACAUGAUGUGUACAUUACAGGAAUAAACCCAACUAGAUUUUACUGCACUAAUCAGGAAAAGUAAUGACAAGAGCAGAUUUUAAAUCUUCUUGGUACAUGUAGACUAUAGACUGGGUAAUCAUAAAACUUGAUAAAAUAAUCUAAUACUUAGUUUCUGAUUCCUCAAUUUCAAAACAAUGAGCCUGAAAAACAUCAAUUAAAAGCAGCUCUCUUUAACAAAGUUACUGGAAAAAAAAAUGGCAGAAUUUUCUCACUUGAAUGUUCAUAUCACAAAUAUGCUUUGUCAUGAAAUGCAGACAUGAUGUCUCACUUCCCAUUCUGGAGAUUAAUAUUUUAAAAAUUUAACCUUCAGGUUACUAAGUUAAAUGCAUACAAAGUAUGCUUUUCCAUGUGGCUUACCUGAUACAUCUGACAUAUUAUUUGCCAUUCUAAGAAUAACCUCUAGUUAAGACUUUCAAAAUGCUGUUACAUUUUAUAACUUAAAUAUGCAUUCCAAUUAUCUUCCUACUCACUACAGAAAUUAAUUACAGAAAGAAAUUAAGAAAUCUAUCCUAUUAUGUUUUGUUUACCACAUUUCUGAUGACAUACCCUCCCCCUCAAAACAAAUCAAUGAAAAAACAAAUACACACGAGCUCUACUCUGAUGGCAAAGGUGAGCAAUGGUGCCUUGAUUACAUAAUAAUUUUCCCCAAGUGAUUCAGUCUUGGACAAGUCCUCACUUAUUUUCUUCUUACAGUCCUAAAAUGCAAAUAUAGUUUUCUUCUCUGCAGGAGGGCCAAGACGAGAAAUGAGGUAGGUAGGUAUUUAUCUCACAGAAUAUUCAUACAUUCCUCCUGAAAAUAUUUAUUGCUUACCUACUUACCAGGAACUGUGCUAUGCCCUGAGGAUACAAAAUAAACACCAUCCCAGGCUUGGAGGAGUUGUAAGUUUAGAUGAAGGUAUAGAAAACAAAAAUAAUCCGAGCAUGUUAUUUAUGCAAAAUGCUAUCACAGUAUUACUGAAGCAUAAAAAACUUUUUACCCUCUUUUCUGAAAGCCAAGAAAGAGUAUUAAAGAAAAAACACUAACCAAAAUGAUGAUGUAACUAUCAGACUACCAAUAUACACCCCUGCCCACUAGCCAGAAAAGCUGUUAACUAUCAAAUUAUUGUUUCCAUGUAUUAAAACUUAAAAUAUCAGAUGUGCUUAUGCACAAGGUAAGACUUUCACAUGCACACCAAAGCUAGUAUAAACAAGUACUGUCCUUAGGAGAGCAUUCAAUAAUUCUAGGGAGACUCUACAGAAGGCAUUAUUAAGCAUUUUCUGUUAACGAUCAGAUAGUAAAUAGUCUAGGCUCUAUGAGACUACAGUCUCUCUUUGAGAAAUACUCAAGUCUCCCAUCAUAGCACAAAAGCAGUCAUAAGCAACACAGAAAAGAAUGAGUGGCCAUAUUCCAACCCAACUUUACAUAAAGAUGUUGAAAUCUGAAUUUCAUAUAAUCACAAUGUAUUACAAAAUAUUUUUUUUCUUUUGAUUUUGUUUCAACCAUUUGAAAAUAUAUAAAUUAUUCUUAGCUCAGGGGCUGUACAAAAAACAGAUGGUGGCUGUGGGCCAUAGUCUGCCAACCCCUGCCACACACUAACACUCAGAAAUCACCUAAGAAGUCGGUUCUACACAAUUCUUAAGAAAAACCACCCAUGUUAACUGAGUCACACUUAGAACCUAAAAUGUUAUUGACUAGUUUGAUUUCUUCACCAGAUUUAGUCCUUCCUUGAUUUUACCUGAUAAAAGCAACAAAGUCUGAAGACAAUUUCAAGAGAGAAACUCCAAAAAAACUUUGAAAAAAGGCCUUCAGUCAAAACUAAGUAUCUAAAUUGGUAUCAGCAAAAAUGGCAUUCAGGAAACUGAAGGAUCCAUCCUCCACAAAAACAACAAAUAAACAGGAAACAACUGUCACAAUCAAUGUUAUCUGACCUCAGGAAAUUAGUGAAAGCUUUACAGCAACCAGACUGUAAUAGUUUAAUCAAGAAAAGAACGGCUGAUGAUGCCAAAAGCACAAGUAAAAAAGAAAAAAAAAAGUAAAUUGGACUUCAUCAAAAUUAACAAUUUUUGUUCUUCAAAAGACACCACUAAGUGAAAAGAUGAAAGACUUAUACAAUGAAAAUUACAAAACACUGCUGAAAGAAAUUAAAGGCCUAAAUAAACGGAAAAAUAUUCUAUGUUUGUGGACUGGAAGACUUAAUAUUGUUAAGAUGUCAACACUACCCAAAACAAUCUACAGAUUCAACAUAAUCCCGAUCAAAAUUCAAACAGCCUUCUU
This is a messenger RNA of Trichechus manatus latirostris (Florida manatee), 3120 nucleotides long. RefSeq names its product protein transport protein Sec61 subunit gamma-like. Gene Ontology annotation, molecular function: transmembrane protein transporter activity. Gene Ontology annotation, biological process: protein targeting; post-translational protein targeting to membrane, translocation. Bases 1 to 246 code for a protein of 81 amino acids. The transcript has 2 exons. Gene Ontology annotation, cellular component: Ssh1 translocon complex; membrane. The record is from RefSeq and is a predicted model, not a curated record. Lineage: Eukaryota; Metazoa; Chordata; Mammalia; Sirenia; Trichechidae.